Molecule: messenger RNA, 1783 nt
Organism: Vicia villosa (hairy vetch)
Lineage: Eukaryota; Viridiplantae; Streptophyta; Magnoliopsida; Fabales; Fabaceae
Product: phospholipase A1-Igamma1, chloroplastic-like
Exons: 2
Coding region: 70-1587 (505 amino acids)
Biological process (GO): lipid metabolic process
Molecular function (GO): glycerophospholipase activity
Source: RefSeq, a predicted model, not a curated record
CCUUUAAUACUCACUUAAUCAAUUCAGUGAGACUCUAACUCCAAAACCUAUCUUCUUCUCCAACCCAACAUGGCUACAUCAAUCUCAAACAUACUCAUAGCCUUUCCCAAAACCGAAUCCACUUCCUUCUUCGGAUCCAAUUCCAACCACCUCAAAUCCCAACCACCAAACCUACAAACCCUAACACCAAAUAAACUCACCACAAGAUGCACCGCAACCCAACAAGUCAACACAAUCCCAAACCUUAUCAAAUCCAAAAACACAAAACUAACCUCAAAACUAACCGAACUACCAAUUGAAAAAGCAUGGCGAAAAAUCCACGGCGAAGAUGAUUGGGAAGGCCUUCUCGACCCAAUGGACCCCAUCAUCCGAUCCGAACUAAUCCGUUACGGCGAAUUAUCCCAAGCAUGCUAUGAUGCUUUCGAUUUUGAUCCAUAUUCAAAGUAUUGCGGCAGUUGCAAACACCAUCACGAAGAAUUUUUCCCAUCCUUAGAUCUUCCUCACAUAAAAUACAACGUAACACGCUACCUCUACGCCACGGCGAAUGUCAACGUCCCAGAUUUCUUCAAGAAAUCUCGCUGGCCAGAUAAAUACUGGUCCGAACACGCAAACUGGAUGGGUUACAUCGCGGUCGCAAGCGACGAAGAAACAAAACGGAUCGGUCGUAGAGACAUCGUCAUCGCAUGGCGAGGAACCGUUACGAAUGUGGAAUGGGUGGCAAAUCUUCAAAACUACCUUAAACCUAUUUACGAACACAUUCCUUGUCCCGACAAUGAUGUUAGAGCUGAGGCAGGUUUUCUCGAAAUGUACACAGAUAGACAAAGGAAAGACGGUUACUGUAAAUACUCAGCUAGAGAACAGGUUUUAGGCGAGAUGAGAAGGUUGUUAGAGAAAUAUUCUAACGAGGAAGUUAGUAUUACCGUAACCGGGCAUAGUUUAGGAAGUGCAAUGGCAACAUUAUGUGCUUAUGAUAUAGCGGAAACAAAGAUAAAUGUUAGGGAAGAUGGAACAAAGGUUCAUGUUUCGGUGUUUUCAUUUUCAGGGCCUAGGGUUGGGAAUAUAAAGUUUAAAUGGAGGUUGGAAAGGAGUUUAGGGGUUAAGGUUUUGAGGGUUCAUAAUAAGCAUGAUUUGGUGCCAAAGUCACCGGGGUUUUUGGUGAAUGAGAAAUCGCCGUGGUGGUUGUUGAAGAUGGCGGAGGAUGUUGAUAUUCCAUGGUGUUAUACUCAUGUGGGAGUUGAUUUGGAGUUGGACCAUAAGAUUUCGCCAUUUCUGAUACCGGAUGCAAACGCUGCAUGUGCUCAUAAUUUGGAGGCCCACUUGCAUUUACUCGAUGGAUACCAUGGGAAAAACCGUGAGUAUGAGGCAACAACUUAUAGAGACAUCGCAUUGGUGAAUAAGGGAUGUGACUUUGUUAAAGAUGAGUUCUCUGUGCCACCAAAGUGGAGGCAAGAAUUGAACAGGAAUAUGGUGAAGGCUGAAAAUGGAAAGUGGAUUCUGGCUCAACGACCACAAGUUGCUGAAACACCUAAUGAAGAUAUUGAUAUUGGCUCCUAUCUCACGCAGAUGGGCAUCAAUGUACCUAAUUAAUUAAAGCUAGUUCAUUCAAUGGAUCCAUGAUAUAUAGAGUACUAGUAAUAUCAUAUUGUAAUUUUGUGUGCACAAUUAAUGAAUAUUAUCUUUAGCUACUUGUGAUAUAAAAAUCACUAAUGCUAGCUAUAUGUGUCAUGGAGUGGAUUGAAUGCGAAUUUUAUCAGAAUGUUAUUUUUUAUAUAUUGUUUUAAAA